Molecule: messenger RNA, 2959 nt
Organism: Cheilinus undulatus (humphead wrasse)
Lineage: Eukaryota; Metazoa; Chordata; Actinopteri; Labriformes; Labridae
Gene: sptlc3
Product: serine palmitoyltransferase, long chain base subunit 3
Exons: 12
Coding region: 130-1773 (547 amino acids)
Biological process (GO): sphingosine biosynthetic process; ceramide biosynthetic process
Cellular component (GO): serine palmitoyltransferase complex
Molecular function (GO): pyridoxal phosphate binding; serine C-palmitoyltransferase activity
Source: RefSeq, a predicted model, not a curated record
CGAGCAAACAGAGCGCAGGAGGCUGAACCGUCAACCGAAAGAGGAAGUUACCUUUACAAGUUGAGCAGAGCUCACAGGUUGUAUUACCUGACAGUCAGCGGAGACGGUCGCUGCUGUGCUUACAGGAACAUGGCCAGAACAGCGGCUAACCGCAACUUAAAGGAACAUCUGAGCCGCAAUGGGCUGAAUUAUGCCAAGAUAAAUGGCUAUCACAACAAGAGAGAGAAAAAUGUCCCAGGGACCGGUGUCGCCUCCAGGCAACACAGACAGGAGUCCUUUGAACAGGCGCCCCUCUACGUGGCUGUCAUGACAUACGUGGGCUUUGGCAUUGUCACGCUUUUUGGCUACCUCAGAGACUUCCUCAGAGCUGUGGGCUUAGAGAAGUGCCACAUUGCCAAGGAAAGGGAGGAACAGAAGGAUUUUGUACCACUUUAUCAAGAUUUUGAGAACUUCUACACCAGAAACUUGUACAUGAGGGUACGAGACAACUGGAACCGUCCCGUCUGCAGCCUUCCUGGACCUGUGUUUGACCUGAUGGAGAGAGUGUCUGACGACUACAACUGGACAUUCAGGUUAACUGGGAGGACGUUACAUGAUGUCAUUAACAUGGGCUCUUACAACUACCUCGGUUUUGCUGAGAACAACGCUGACUUCCUGAAAACUGUGGCAGACAAAACCCGCCAGUAUGGGCUGGGGGUGUGCAGCACAAGGCAGGAAAUAGGCAACUUGGGCAUUCACGAAGAGCUGGAGCAGCUUGUGGCUGAAUUCCUGGGAGUGGAGUCUUCUAUGAUUUUUGGCAUGGGUUUCGCCACUAACUCCAUGAACAUUCCUGCUCUUGUUGGCAAGGGUUGUUUGAUUUUGAGUGAUGAGCUCAACCACACGUCUCUCAUCUUGGGGGCCAGGCUGUCAGGAGCGACUAUCCGUGUGUUCAAACACAACAACAUGCACAGUCUGGAGAAGAUGCUCAGAGAAGCCAUCGUCUCAGGGCAGCCUCGGACCCACAGACCCUGGAAGAAGAUCCUCAUCAUGGUGGAAGGCAUCUAUAGCAUGGAGGGCUCAGUGGUGCGGCUUCCAGAGAUCGUGGCUCUAAAAAAUAAGUAUAAAGCGUACCUGUAUCUGGACGAGGCCCACAGCAUCGGAGCAGUGGGACCGUCAGGGAGAGGCGUGACCGAGCUGUUCAAUGUGAACCCGGCUGACAUCGACGUGAUGAUGGGAACCUUCACCAAAAGCUUUGGAGCUGCUGGAGGAUACAUUGCAGGGAAAAAGGAGCUGGUCGACUACCUGCGCAGUCGUUCUCACAGUUCAGUGUACGCUUCCGCCAUGUCUCCUCCUGUCACUGAGCAGAUCAUGCGUGCCAUGAAGUGCAUUAUGGGAAAAGACGGGAGCACAGAGGGCAUCAGACGAAUCCGCCAGCUGGCUGAGAACACCCGAUACUUCAGGGCCAGGCUGAAGGAGAUGGGCUUCAUCAUCUACGGCAAUGAUGACUCGCCUGUGGUCCCCAUCCUGCUCUACAUGCCUGGGAAAGUGGUGGCUUUCUCUCGUGAAAUGCUGGCGAGAAACAUCGGUGUCGUCGUGGUCGGCUUUCCUGCCACUCCGAUCACAGAGGCUCGAGCUCGCUUCUGUCUGUCUGCAGCUCACACCAGAGCCAUGCUGGACCAGGUGCUGCACCAUCUGAACGAGGUGGGAGACGCUUUAUGCCUGAAGUUCUCACGGCAGAAGUAUCCGUCCUGGUCUGACCUCCAGGAUGAGAAGACCUUCGAGCUGAGCAGCUGAUGUGACGUUUGACCCCGUCAUUUCACAGUGUCAGAGUCUGAGCGUCAGUGCCACCGCAGACCCGCAAACACACGGUGUAGACAAACAGCCGUGUGUGACAGCAGAGGAGGGGCCAAAUGUUUGGCAGCUGCUUUUUAGACGUGUAUAAAACACUGUGAUUCUACUCAUCACUUGUCAACCUAUAUGACCUCUGGAAAUGUUUGGAAUACUUUUAUUUGUGAAUACAUACAGGCAGUUAUUGCACAUGCAUUGCUGGAUUUGCCUUAAACUUAAAUACUUAUAAAUAUAUAUAUGUUUUUAUAUUUAUAUUGAAAAUAGAUCACAUAUAUUGUAAGAGUUCAGUUUCUCUUCACUCUCAUGAGAUUUUAGAGGUUUUAGAUCCAAAGAGGGCUCAUAUUUCUGCUUUUAUUCUUUAAACAUAUAUCUAUAUUUACAAAGACAUUGGAACCUUUUUAUGGAAAUAUGAUUUUCUUUUCAUAAAUUGAUAUUUUCAAAUAUUUAUGAAAUAGUUAUUAUGGAAAAUGAUGCACAUAAAGCCUGGCACACUACUUUUUUUUUUUAAUCCAAAUCAAUUUUGAAAAAGUAAGUAACCCAGGUAUGUCAGGAAUUACCUCAAAUCAACAAGUUGGUCCAUUUCUGACAUCCACCUAAUUCUGUGCUUCAUGUUCACUGCUGCUGCUAUGGCUGUUUCCUCUUUUGGUCUGCUUGCUUCCUGAUUGGCUAUUGUUCCAUUCCAUGUGACCAUCUGCAGAGCAUGUGCUCCGCUGUCUCUGGUGCCCCCCCACAUCCCAGACUUCUUAUUGUAAAUAUUUAACGUUUAAUAUUUGUGAUCUGAAGCCAUCUUCCAAGCAGACCAGAGAAGAUAAAAUCCCUCUUAAUACACAUCACAACACAACAUGAGAAAAUCUGCCAAUAAAAUCUAAAGAACCAUCAGAAAAUCAGGGCUUUGCUGAUUUUUAUUGUUGGAGGGGAAUCAGGCCCAAAAUCAGCAUGAUUAUCUUGUGGCGUGUAUCUUGCUUAAGAUGCAAAGAAUUGGAUAAAGAAUCUGUUUUACCCUACAUAAAGAAGUACUUAUGAGUUGUAAAAGUGGAAAUCGAGGUUUGAUUUUUACUCCUCUGAUAUGCAACUGCUGUUAAAAAUUGAGUGUGCAACACAUUGUUGUUUCUUAAUAAAACACAAAAACUUA